GCUGCCUGCCAGGGAAUUCGACUGAAGUUUCAGGCGCAUCUGACAUUGUUUCAUCAAACUUGUUGCAGGUAAUCCUGUUGAAUGACAAUACUGAAGUCCGCACUAUUAGAUUAGGACUUCAGUUGCCUGAGCCUUGCAUCGACAUGGAGAUUAUUGUUCAAAGCGUUAGACUAAUGAAGGUUGAUGGUUCUGUACUUUCUCUGAACAUAAAUCACAGCUCAAGACAUCUUGCUGUGGGAUCUAGUAAAGGACAUGUUUCAGUUAUUGAUAUAGAAGGGCCCACUCUAUUAUAUAAAAUCCACAUUGCAAGUGAAAUUUCUACCCGCAUCAUCUCUCUGCAGUUUGAAACCUGCAGUUUUCAUGGUUUCGACAAGAAUGUCUUAGCUGUUGCAACAGAGGACUCAUCUGUUUUGGCUCUUGAUAGUGAUAAUGGAAACACAUUGAGCACUAGUCUGGUUCAUCCCAAGAAACCCACUAGAGCACUUUUAAUGCAGAUAUUGGACUCCAGCAAAGGGAGUAGUGUUGAGGAUGCCAUGCAAAAGCAGUCUUUGCUACUGCUAUGUUCCGAAAAAGCAGCAUACAUAUAUUCCUUCACACAUGUCAUGCUGGGAGUUAAGAAGGUAAUAUACAAGAAGAAAUUUCAAUCAUCUUGUUGUUGGGCAUCGACAUUCUACACCUCUGAUGUUGGCCUUAUACUCGUUUUUACAACUGGAAAAAUUGAGAUAAGGUCCUUGCAUGACUUAUCUUUGAUAAAGGAGACUUCAAUAAGGGCCUUCACAUAUUCCACAUCAAAACUAAAUUCACAUGCUGGCAAUUCGAUAUGCUCUUCAUCCGAAGGAGAACUUGUUAUGGUGAACAGUGAUCAGGAAAUCUUUCUCUUCUCUCUCAUUUUCCAGAAGCAAAGCUUUAGGCUUUUAGACUCUUUCAACUUGACGUACCAGAAAGAUCUGAUGGUUUCACAAGAAGAGUUUACAUCAGGACGCAUCAUUCAAAAGGAAAAGAAAAAGGGUAUGUUUAGUUCUGUUCUUAAAGAUAUUGUGGGAAGUAAAGGGAAGAAUGUCCCUGAGAUAGAAAAUGAAGAUACUAAAGAAAGUAUUGAAGAACUUUCAACAAUCUUUUCGACUGCUAAUUUCCAAUUUGAUGCUGAGAACACAGACAACCAGGCCAUGGGUGUAGAUGACCAGGCCAUGGGUCUUGCAAGCAAAUUAAUCAAGUUUCAAUGUACAGUUUCGAUGUAA
Rosa chinensis is the source of this 1238-nucleotide messenger RNA. RefSeq lists its product as uncharacterized. The transcript has 10 exons. The record is from RefSeq and is a predicted model, not a curated record. The coding region runs from base 144 to 1238 and encodes 364 amino acids. Gene Ontology annotation, molecular function: myosin II binding; GTPase activator activity; syntaxin binding. Gene Ontology annotation, cellular component: cytoplasm; plasma membrane. Lineage: Eukaryota; Viridiplantae; Streptophyta; Magnoliopsida; Rosales; Rosaceae. Gene Ontology annotation, biological process: regulation of exocytosis.